This is a messenger RNA of Dreissena polymorpha, 8204 nucleotides long. RefSeq names its product enhancer of mRNA-decapping protein 3-like. NCBI's taxonomy places the organism in Eukaryota, Metazoa, Mollusca, Bivalvia, Myida, Dreissenidae. The transcript has 8 exons. Gene Ontology annotation, molecular function: mRNA binding. Bases 117 to 1754 code for a protein of 545 amino acids. Gene Ontology annotation, biological process: deadenylation-independent decapping of nuclear-transcribed mRNA; P-body assembly. The record is from RefSeq and is a predicted model, not a curated record. Gene Ontology annotation, cellular component: P-body.
CAAUAAUUGAUAUAAGCCAAAGGCCAAUACGCAAACAAACAGCUUGAGAAAUAGCACUGCUUAAAGUUGAUCAUUGUGCGGUUUUAUUGAGUUGUAAAGAUACUGUUGAUGUUAGUAUGAGUUACAUCGGUUGUCUCGUAUCUCUCAACUGUGGGGAUGUACUUGGAACAUACCAGGGACAAGUGCUGAAAGUUGAUAAUUCAUCUCAGUCUCUCACCCUGCGUAAGCCAUUCAGAAAUGGUGUGCAGUGUGAAUUCCCGGAAGUAACCAUCAGUGCUUGUGACAUAAAGGAACUUGCUAUUGUCAAGUCUGCCGAUGAAGCACAGAAAGUUUUGCCAAAGAAUGCAACGCCAUCAAAAUUGUCAAAGCAGGCUGCAGAAUCUUAUGACAUAGCAGCCUCUCCUGGGAGAAUAGCAGAGCCACGAAAUGAUACAAGUGCAAACUCUAGUAGUCACUCUGUUCAUUUACAUGACAAUGGGUACCACUCGCUGUCAAGUUCAAGCCUGACUGAUAGAUCAUGUCGUGACAACAAUGGUACUUAUUGUAUGGACAAGGGGGCGAGCAAUGGGCAUGCUAGCCCAUUGAAUCCGGCCUCUACUCGAGAAAGGAAAGGAUCUUUGAAUGGAUAUGGUUAUAGAAAUAAUAAUCACAGGUAUACCUCAGAGGACCCUGUGCAGUACAUUAAUAGGUACACACCCACCAAGGAGGACAGCUUUAGAGGGCGUGUCAAUUCAGACACAGAAGGCUCGAGUCCCCAGAAGACCAGUGUCCCAAGAAAGAUUGAGUUCAAAAAAAGACCAAACAGUAGGCAGGACUGCUUCAGUGCUCCAGUUGAUAACAUUUUGGACGAUUUUGAUUUUGAGAAAAAUCUAAAAUUGUUUGAUAAAAAGGCUGUUUAUGAAGAGAUUGAAAGCAGUAACCCAGAUUUGGUGCAUAUUACCGAUAAGAAAACUGAUAAGUAUCGCCAUGAUGAAAAUAUAUUGCAAUCAAAACCAGUGACUUUUACCCAGAUUCAAGUUCCCAGGGAUUGUGGAGUACACUACACAACAGACUCAGGCUUAAUUGUUCCUAGCAUAGACUAUGAAUUGCUUGAUAAACUGUAUGACUCUGCUGAGGCGUAUGGAUACUCGUUAGACCGACGUCUGGAAAUGGUCGGCCGCUCCUCAAGUGAAAUGGUGCUGCAGUUGCUGGGAGGAAGUAGCAGACUGAACCCCCAGAACGGUCACCAGCUGCCUACAGUGCUUGUGCUGUGUGGGCCCCAUGUACAGGGUGCCCAGGGCCUAGCCUGUGCACGCCACCUCCUGAACCAUGGCGUGCGCACCUUUGUGUUCCUACCAAACUUUCUACGCAUGAUCCCGUGCGUGGAGCUAGAGCUACGCCUUUAUGAGAUGUGCAGUGGAAAGCGAUAUAGCAUGGAUAAAGAUAUCCCUACUUGUUCAAUUGACAUGAUCAUCAACUGCAUGGACAGCCAUGAAAACUCCUUUCUGAAAGACCAAGCCUGGUACCAGACCCAUGUGAGGUGGAUCGGGCAGAGCAGGGCACCAGUCUUCACCAUUGAUCCUCCAAUAGAAACGGUGGACAUUGUUCCAAAGUGGUGUUUGUAUCCUGUGCUCCCAUUGGCUAGAAUUGACAACACCUCUCAGGUGUAUCUUUGUGACCUUGGCUUGCCCAAAAAUGUGUUCAAAAGUGCUGGUAUCAAAUACCGAUCACCAUUCGGUCACAAGUUCAUUAUUCCUUUGCAUAGACAAACCUAAAACUGAUAUGUCACAAGAACAAGAACACUUAACUGAAGGUAAAUUGUUCAUAUGCAUAGAAUAUUUUGGUGGUCGCAAAAAGACAGAUAGCGUAAAGCUGAUAGGCCUUUAAAUAGCCUGCAGAAUGUCAUGUUUAGGAAAUUAUAUUUAGAGUAUGUCAUGCAAUUCAAAUAAUGUUGAAAGAUAAUUCUUAAUAGUGUAUUACAGUACACGUUUUGUGCAUUUUAUUUGUUUUGAUAAAUUCAUUUUUUCGUAGCUAUGUUGAAUAUUUUAAUCAUAAACUAGAUCCAACACAUGUAAUAGCAUGGAAGCAGAUCUUUGCUUUAAACAAAUAUGUCUAGUUAUUUAAAUCCCUUGUAUGAAGUGUCGUAAAUCAUAUGAAUCGAUUUUAGAGAAGUAUCAAACUUGAGAUUUUGAAAGGGUUUAUUUGCAAUCUAUUGUAUUGUUUUGCAGACUAACACAACAAUAUGUCUGUAGAUAAAAAGCAUGAUGCAAAUUAAUGAUUUAUUCUUGGUGUAUCUAUACUUAAUUAUAGAUUUUAAGUUGUUCCAAUUAGAUCUGUCUUAAUUUUUAGCUCCACUGGCCAGAGGCCAGCGGGCCUUAUGUCAUGGUCCUAUGUCUGUUGUGCGUGCGUGCGUCCGUCCGUGCGUGUGCCCGUGUGUGCGUGCGUUAACUUUUUCUUUAAACAUCUUCUUCUCCUAAACUUACAAGUCCAAUUCCGAUUAAAACUAUCUCAAAAUGCCCCUGGGGUCAAAUUUGUCCCCGCCCCGGGGUCAAUAAAUUGAACAUAUGCAUAUAUAAAGCCUAUUUUGUGCAAACUUUAAAAAUAUUCUUGUCGAUAACCAUUGGGCCUAGUGCUACCACAUUUGGUAUGUAGUGACAUUUAAUAGUUCUCUACUAUGUUUGUUCAAAUUAUGCCCCCGGGGUCAAAUUUGACCCUUCCCCGGGGGUCACAAAAAUGAACAUAUGCUUAUAUAAAGCCUCUUUUGUGCAAACUUAAAAAACUUUCUGCCCAUAACUGUGGGGCCUAGGGCUACCAAAUUUGGUAUGUAGUGACAUCUUAUAGUUCUCUACCAAGUUUGUUCAAAUUAUGCCCCUGGGGCCAAAUUUAUCCCUUGAAGUGUCCCAUUAAAAGUUGUUCAAGAAAAUUUGAUUGGUCAAAAAACAUGGCCACAGGAAGUCGUUGAACUUUGCAUGUUUAUGCAUUUUUGCUAUUUAUUCAUUAUGGGAUGAAUAAACUAUUUUCUUCUCAUACUAAAAGUUUAUCAAAAUACACUUGGAAAAACUUUUUAAUUAUAAGAGAUAAUGCAUACAUGUCGAGCAUGAAAGGUAGACCAACAUGUUAACAAUCCAUAAAUGUUAACUCUUUACCAAACAACACAUUUUAGACUGCCCCAAAUUAAAAGAGAUUGCAGAUGAGAAAUAAUAUUGUAAAGACUAUUUAGGUGAUCUUCGUCAUAAGGUAUUUUGCAUAUGUCAUGAAACUAUAUAAGUAACAGAAACUUUGAAACCCACAAACACUUUUUGGAAUUUUUGAAAAAGAUUCAUGAUGGAAUGUAGGACUUUUCAUUAAUCUUGUAGAACAUGCGUAGAUUUGAUCUUCAGCAUCUAACAAUAUGUGAAAUAGAAAGAACGACAAUAUCUUUUGGAGAGAUAAAUGUACCUACGUUGUAAGCAAAGGACCUGUGCGACAAUACCCGGGCUUUUUAGUCUGUUUAGUUUACACCGUAGUAGCGUUUUCCAUAUAUAAAAAUGCUUGACCUUCCAACUUUAAGCGCCCAGUGGGACGAGGGAUAGAAAGAGAAAGUCACAUAUGCUCGAGUACAUUUCAACCCAUGUGCAUUGCACGCUUUUUUCACAUAAAAAAAACAGUGGAGCGAUUACAGGGCCAUCAUGGCCCUCUUGUUUUAAAAAUGGAGAAAAAACAUGACUAAUCUGAACAAGAUGAUAUAUUGCCGUUUUGCAUACGUCAUAAGGUGGCAACGAUUUGCUCAUUGUAACCAUAGAGGCCACAGUUUUGCUUUAAUAUUGGGGAAACUUGGUCAGAAUAUUAAUGACAAUGUGGUGGCCAAGUUUAAAUUGGUAUGGUAGGGUCAAAAACUAGGUAACCAGAUAAAUUAAUAUUAAAUCCUUAUUACCUUACAAGCCUUAUUUAUGAUUAUAUCUUUAUUAAACUUGGUCAGACUGUCAAUGAAUACAAUAGCUUGGCCAAGCUCAAAGUAACUUCAUAUGGAGUCAAAAACUGGGUAAAUUGGUAAAAUGUUAUAAAUGCCACAUGUGUGUCCUUAUUGUGAGGAAACUUGAUUUGAAUAUUUGUCUUGACAAUAUAUAUGUCACGAUUAAACCUUGGUCCAAAGGUUUUAUUAUAGAAAAAGCUUGGUAAAACUAUUGAAGCCAUGUGUAUUGCCCAAUCUUCUUAAACAUUCUGAAUAUUUGUUGUGAGGAUUUCUCUGCCAAGUUGGAUAUGGUUGCCAUGAUUCUGGGCAGUUUUUCGUUAUCUGGCCAUAGUAAAACUUUUUUUUUUAACUUUCUAGAAAUCACAAUUUGUAACUCUUCAUGAAACUUCAAAAACAUGGCAGCCAUGUGUUGAGGGAGUAUUAUUGUGAGCCCAAGUGAACACUACUGGCUCAGAACAGUUAAGUUCUUAGGGGUCUAAGGUUAGCGCCCAAGUGCCUUGGGCCUUCUUGUAUUUUAUGUGAAGUUAUUAUCAGGUGAAACAUGUGACUUUGUAUUUGAUAUCUCAUUAGACCAUGUUUAUAUACACAAACAUGAAUCUGUUCAAGAAAUAAUUGUGGUAAAGAUAUGAUGAUUCAUCUUGUUUUAAUUUUCUUUAGAGAUUUUUAGCUCGGCUGUUUUAGGAGAAAACCCAAGAUAUUGUCAUAGCCAGCUCAUUGUCCGGCGUCUGCCGCCCACCUUGCUAAAACCUUAACAUUGGCUCUAAAAUCACAGUGCUUCCACCUACAACUUUGAAACUUCAUAUGUAUAUGCACCUUGAUGAGUUCUACAUGCCACACUCAUUUUUGGGUCACUAGGUCAAAGGUCAAGGUCACUGUUACCUCUUAAAAAAUCUGACAAGCUUUUAUUUAUUCAAAAUUGCACCCGCAGCCGAGGGUUGGCACCCGUUAUGCGGUGCUCUUGUUUAAAUUGUAUUUUAAGCAUGUCUUUAUGUAAAAGUAUUGUUGUAUACAAGCAGAGAUAGAUUUAUUGUGCAUAUGAUGAAACUCAUGAAAUCUGAGCUUUUCACAUGUAUAGUGCAUAAAGUGUGGUAAACAUUUGCUUUCUUGAUUUUUAUUUGAUAAUUUGUGCUGUGUGUUAUAUCCUUCACACAAUCAUAAUUAAUAUAAAUGUUUUCAUGAAUAGAAUAAGCCAAAAUGAUGAUUUUAAGAUCUUGUUCAUGUUCAACAAUGACAUUUGUGGGGGAAUUUGCCAAACAGCACAUUGACCAUCAAAAUCCUAUGUCAUAUGGGUGUGAUAUUUUAUGAAAUGCAGGUUUUGUGGCAGAAAAGCUAAGGACCAUUGACAUGUAGAAGAUGUGAUAUUCCGUUCAUCAAUUGAGCAGCUCUCUAUGAAAACUGGGUGUAAUUCAUGUGCGUAAAAGUGUCGUCCUAUAUCAGCCUGUGGAGUAUGCACAGGCUAAUCAGGGACAACACUUAGGGUUUUAUGGAAGUUUUCAUUGAAAGGAAGUCCAUUCUAAAUGAAAACGUAAAGCCAAAAAAUUAUCCUUGAUUAGUUUGUUCAAACUGCACAGGCCAAUCUGGGAUGACACAUUUAUUAAGCCCAGUUCUACCAGAGGACAGCUCAAUGUUUUUGUUAACAAGUCAGCCUGUGUUUACAUCGUAGUUCAUAUAUCUGUGAUACAUGAAAUUGUCUGGUUUUAAAGCAGGUGUACAUGUAUUUUCAUAUUGUCUUUUAACUUGUGCUAAUUGUAAAUGGGCAUUUUAACAUUGUUUUUAUGUCAAAUACAUGGAGUAAUAGGCUUGUUUUGAGUGAAAGAUAUUUUAUUGUUCUUUAAGUAUUUUCGUAUUUUUUUUAAAGUUUGAAUCAUUGUAUAAACAAAAGUACAUGUAUUUUAAGGUGCUUAGUUAGAAAAGCGAUGUCUUUGAGUUUUGAUAAUUAAAAUGAGAAAAUUUGACAUAUGAAAGGCUGUUAAAAAAAGAAGUCUACAUUAUAAUAUGUUUAUAUUCAAUUUUUAAAUUUUAACUUUUUAUCCUUUUGACUGCACGAGCAUAAUGUGUAUAAUUUGAGUCAUUCUUUAACGACCUUUAAGAUUGGCAAGCAGUUAAACAGAUGGUGGAAUCGUGGUUGUACUAAACCAUAAUACUUGCUGUGAUGAUGGUGGAAUCAAAGGAGAAAUUCUAAUGGGGUGGGAUUAUUGCACCUUGCAGCUUAUUUCACUCUGUUUAUUUCCCUUGGAUGGUUUACCAAUAGUUCUAAACUGGACUACUUGUAGAUCCGUUUAUUUAACCCUUUCCCACUCAGAAGCAAAGUGAAAAUGGCUUUUGCAACCUGCAUAAAACCAGAACAGCCAGCGAUUAACUCGCAGUCUGUUCAGGUCUUAUGCUGUUUGCUGCUCAUCAGUAUCUAAGGGUCGGAAAUAAAGCCUUUAAAACUGUAAUAAAGAAAGAAAGGUCUUUAAAUAGAACUUUCUGAGGGACUACAAAUGCGUAAAAAUAUGUAUCUAAGUGGUAAAGAGUUAAAAGUGAAGAUUCUGUUGAGUUCAGAGUAAGGUGUGUGUGUGGGGGGGGUAUUUUCUUCCACAUAGACAUGAUCAAAAUCACAACCCUGGUUCUCAGAAAGACCACCUGAUUUGGUUUAAUAAAGGUUAGAUUUGAUAGCUUGAGCCUAUUCCAAUAUUUUGAGUACUUAGGGAUAUAGUACAUGCUCAAUUUUCAUCCUCAAUAUGUAGUACAGUCAUGUGACCCUGAAACAUGAUAACGCCUUUUGCAAAAAGUAUGUUGAAAUUAUAUGCUGAACCAUUCCCAUCUUAUUCGUAAAGAAUUAUUAUUUGUGUCUUUAAAUUGACUACUGACAUUUAUUUAAAUAUUAUCUAUUCAUUCAAUUAAUAUUUUGCAAUGAUUCCUUUUUGUCCCCUACCGGUUUCACCGGAGGGGACUUAUGGUUUGCGCUCUGUGUGUCUGUCUGUGAGUCAGUCACACUUUUCUGGAUCCUGCGAUAACUUUAAAAGUUCUUCAUAUAUUUUCAUGAAACUUGAAACAUGGAUAGAUGGCAUUAUGCAAGUUAUUUCAUUUUCUUUCUACGUCAAAAAUUCUGGUUGCUAUGGCAACAAAUAUAUAUAUAAAUUCUGACAAUGGUGGAGCCGGUAGUGGACAUAUAUUGCUUGGCAAUAGUCUUGUUUAUAUGUGCUUUCAAUGUUUUGUAUAAAUACUGUUUUCUCUUAUGUUAAAUGGAAGUGUUAUAACUAUUGAAGGGUUCAUAAUUAUUAUGUAUCCCAAGUUUGGCAUAGUGUUAACAAGAUUGGGAAAACUGGUGUUCAACAUAAAAGAUACAAGCAUAUAUUGUAGUAAUUUGUUUAUUUUAUGUGAAUGCACAGGGGGGCGGGGGGAUUAAUGUGGCCUUCCAUCAUAUAAUUUGGUAUGCAGUUUCUGAUGAUAAUAGAGAGAUGCCUAUCUACUUUUAGAUCAACAGGUCCUAUGUCAGUGAAUGGCUUGUUACAUCAAAACCAUUUUAUGCUUGAAUCAUUUUGUUUUCCCCUUCUUAAGAUGGUUAUGGCUAACAAUAUUGCAAUUAAAUGCGUAUCUAAGUGCUAAAGGUUUUAAUGCAUAUUUAAGUGGAAAAGGGUUAAAUACGUAUCUAAGUGGGAAAGGGUUAAGUAUGCUGGUUACUAGGGUAGAAAAGGUAAGACGCCUAUUUAAAUCACCCUGUCAAAGGUCAAGGUCACAUGGGACUGUAACAUCAAAAUUGUUUCCAUACAAAAUCUAGGCCAGGCUUUAACAUAAGAUCAUAUACAAUAUAAACUGUGUUAGUAUAGGAAGGGAGACUCUUAUCAAUUUUGAAAUAAAUGUUCAUGAGCUUGCAAUAAUAACAAUUGAUCAGAUUAUGAUUGGACUUCAAGUUGGGGGCAUGCAUGUUGUACAAACAUUUUUGUUAAUAUUUUGGUUGGUGAUUGUUACAAUUAUGGUUAUAAAAAAUGUUUUAGAUGUUGGCAAGAGGGUGUUGAAACAUCAAUUCUUAGUGUACAAAUAACCUUUGUUCCGAUUUCUAGAAUAUCCAAACAUACUUCUUGAUAUUUCAAGUAUAGUUUUGUUAAAUGAUAGAACAAACAAUUGCAAUUCUAUCAAGCAACACCCUCUUGAUCUUUCUUUAUUUUCUGUAUUUUGAAUCUACAAUAUUUUAUUUAUAUUUUUACGUAAAACAAUUUUAAAGCAAUUCAGUUUUAUUGAAACACAAAUGAAGACCAUAGUGUUAUUGAAAAUAAACAAAAUAAAAUGA